AUGGAUCACGCCAGGAACAACAUGCACCGCAGCGCUACCCGCGCCUUUCCCUCUCGCCAUCCCCGCCUCGCCAUCUUCGCCCUGACGGCCGCCGGCGUGGCGCUUGGCAUCAAAUACCAGUCCGACAACCUGGCGAGGAAUGAGAAGGCCCAGAGGGCGACCAGGGACCCCAACUACUACGUCUCUGUCGACAGGUCUGGCGGGGGUAUCUAG
Diaporthe amygdali is the source of this 213-nucleotide messenger RNA. RefSeq lists its product as uncharacterized. The transcript is spliced from 2 exons. The record is from RefSeq and is a predicted model, not a curated record. The coding region runs from base 1 to 213 and encodes 70 amino acids. Lineage: Eukaryota; Fungi; Ascomycota; Sordariomycetes; Diaporthales; Diaporthaceae.